AUGCCUAGUCAUACUUCUUCUGAUUGGUCCUUAACUAUGGCCACUGGUGGAGUACCAUUAAAUCUCCCUUAUUCAUCAUCGAGUAUAUCGAUCUUUUCUCAAGACGGUCGUUAUUCAAUAAUCACAUUAUCUCAUCAAAUUAGAGUAUACUUCAUAUCUACUCGUCAAUGUAUCAGAACUAUAGAUAUUGACCUUGUUGAUCUUGUGGAUAUAAAACUUGAUGUCACCAAUUCAAAUCAUAUUUUAUUAUUCAAAUCUAAUGGAGAAAUUAUUACCGUGAAUUGGAAAGAGAAAGUUUCUCAACCAAUAAUAUCAACCAUAAAGAUGAAUGUUUCAUUACCUGUCCUAUCCAUAAUUCAAGUCAAACAUUUAUCUAUUGUCUUCGUUACCGGGAAAAAGGAUAAGAAAUCAAAGAGUUCUCCUCAUACUCGUUAUAUCACUUAUUUUGAUAGAAAUCUGGAAUCAACCACUACGAUUGCAGAAGUUCCUAACUCAAUAGAAUUUUCUACUUCUUUGGAUUGUAAGAAGAUUGUAUUUGUCACUAGUCAACAUGAAGUUGUGUUAAUUGAUUUAUCUAUUUUAUUUAAGAAAUCAAAUGACGAAAUUGAUGGAAAUAUUGUAGAAGAAAUUACUAAAGAAACAAUUCCAUUCCCAUUUAAAUCACAAAUCACCUCAGUCGCAGUUUCAAACGAUUCCAUAAUUGCAAUUGGUACUUUUUCCGGUACUAUUCAAAUCUUAUUUGGCGGAUUAAUCAUAGCUGAAAAACCACAACGAUUAUUAAAAUGGCAUGUGGGCCCAGUUAGAGCAUUACGUUUCUCGGCUGAUAACAAUUAUUUGAUUUCUGGGGGGUUAGAAAAGGUAUUAGUGUUUUGGCAAUUGGAAACUGAUAAGAAACAAUUCUUACCUAGAUUAAAUGGAAGUAUUGAAAAGAUUUCAAUUGAUAAUAAUAAGAAUGAUUAUAUUUCAUUAUUGUUACGUGUUUCUUCAAGUUUAGAUGAAGAUAAUUUUGAAGUAUUGGUAUUGUCACAAAUUGAUUUGGUUUCAAGAUUGGCAGUGAAUACUAUAAGACCAAAAUUUAAUAAUCAAUUAAAGACAACUUUAGUUAAAACAAAGAAGAAAUAUUUGAAAUCUCCAGAUACUUUUGAUAAAUUAAAGAUUAGAUAUGAUUAUAGUUGUAUUUUUGAAGUUCAUCCAAAGUCAAAAAACCUUUAUUUCCCCAAUGGGGCCAGCAUUCAAGCAUUUGAUUUAAUCAAAAAUGAACAAAGUUUCAUCCAACAUGCUGCUCCUGUCAUCACUACCGGUAAAGUAAGAUCAGAAACUAAAUUAAUUGAUCCAAACGUCACGUUAAUAUCCUUCACUCAUGACGGCGAAUGGAUGUGUACAUUCGACGAAGUCUUGAAUUCAGAAAUCGACAACCUAUUAUCCAAGAAUGACAAACAAUACGCCUUGAAAUUUUGGAAAUUCAUCGAAUCCUCCUCCGCCACCACCCCUUCCACAUCCACCAACACUACAACCAAUUCCAUAAAUAACAAAACCGGUCAUUGGGAGCCCUCAACCAAAAUCCUCGAUCCUCACGGCAACAACUCCCAACCGGUCUUAUCAAUCAUCCCCGCUCCCACCUCCUAUUUCUCCGGUCUCGCAUUCCUCACCGCCGACAACAAGGGUGGAUUACGUAUCUGGCGCCCAACAGCACCUAAGGAAGCAUACACCCUUCCCAAAAAUACCACCUCCAGACAAACCGCAUGGACAUUACGUAAAUCCAAAGCCGCAGGGGCAUUGGCAUCAGAAGCAGUGGAUGUAUGUUGGUCCGACGACGGGUCGAUUAUUUUCUUAGCUCAUGAAUGUACCAUAACUCCAAUCAAUGCCCGUACUUUUGAGGAGAUUGGAUAUGAUGAGUUCAAACUCCCUGCCAUUUCAGGGAGUCGGAUUAGGAGUGUGAAGAUGAUUGAUUCAUAUUUGGUUGUGUUGUCAAAGACUCGAAUUUCUUGUUUUGAUUUGUUGACUGGAGAGAUGGGGGGUUUGGUUGCAAAAGUGAAUACUACUUUAGGUGGGAAGAAUUUGAUGGCGAUUGAUCCGGUUAGGAAAUUGAUUUGUUUGGGGUUGAAUUAUUAUAAAGCUAAGGGAGAAGAGGAAUUUGGAAUUGGAUCGAAGUUGUUGGUGUUUAAACCGGAUCAAUUGAAGCCUGUGCAUGUUGAAUAUCAUAAACAAGCGAUUUCAUCAAUUAGGUAUUUUAAUUCCUCAUUUGUGUUUGUUGAUUUAGAUUAUAAAGUAGGUACAUUACAUUCUUCCGCUGUCGCUCCUGGUGAUGAGAUUUCUCAAGAGAUUGAAACUGGAUUGGUUCAAGAAAUUAAUAAUAUGCUUACUAAUGCUCGUGCUACAGUUGAAGUCAUUAAUAGUAGAAAUGUAUCCGUGAAGACUGGACAACAGAAUGGUAGUUUGGAUACCCAAGAGGAAAUUGAUGAAAGUAUGGAAUUUAAUAAUAGAGCAAUUGAUCUUCAUACUUUCCAACCAAUUUUCCAAAAUAUUGAAGGGGUUCAAAUUGAAACGUUAUUCGAUCGUAUAGUUAAAGUUCUUAAAUAG
Molecule: messenger RNA, 2580 nt
Organism: Hemisphaericaspora subhashii
Lineage: Eukaryota; Fungi; Ascomycota; Pichiomycetes; Serinales; Debaryomycetaceae
Gene: NAN1
Product: Nan1p
Exons: 1
Coding region: 1-2580 (859 amino acids)
Biological process (GO): positive regulation of rRNA processing; positive regulation of transcription by RNA polymerase I
Cellular component (GO): nucleolus
Molecular function (GO): protein binding; RNA binding
Source: RefSeq, a predicted model, not a curated record